Gossypium arboreum is the source of this 1541-nucleotide messenger RNA. Its product is annotated as thioredoxin-like 2, chloroplastic. The transcript has 4 exons. Gene Ontology annotation, biological process: cell redox homeostasis. NCBI's taxonomy places the organism in Eukaryota, Viridiplantae, Streptophyta, Magnoliopsida, Malvales, Malvaceae. The record is from RefSeq and is a predicted model, not a curated record. The coding region runs from base 338 to 1045 and encodes 235 amino acids.
GUUUCAUCCUCCAUCAAACUGGUAUUUUAUAUGGUAGAGAACAGUAAACAAAAACGGCGGCGUAUCGAAGAUGCAUACGUGGACGCGUCUUCUUCCAACGAAUUACAUUCGAUCACCUUCUUCAACCCAAAACCAAACUACUAUCUCCCUCUCUUACCUGUUGCUCGUCGCUUAUCGCAUCUCAGCCCUACAAGUUUUUUUGGGUUACCUAUUAUGAAGUUAAAUAAAAAAUAAAUAGAUAUUAAUAACCCCACUAGUAUAAAUUGAUUUACUUGUAUAAAGCCCAAUACUUGCUUUUGUGUUUUUUACUUAGUUUUUUGCACUUAAAUCUCUUUUGAUGGCAGAUGCUAUUCGAUUAUUAUCAUCGUCGUCGUCUUCUUUAAUUCAUUCGCUGCGCUUCUCUUCGCCUUCACUGCUCACCACUUUCCACUUCGCUUCGAAUUAUCCACUAUUAUCUCUUGGACCAACCAAUCAGAAUUCGGAUAAGAUUUUUUCUUAUUCUUCUUCUAUUGGUCUUGCUCCGCUUGCUCUGAUUCCCAGAAAACCAUCGCUCUCUUUCAAGGUGCAUGCAACAGUCGAAGAAACUGAGCAGCCAAAAUGGUGGGAAAGGAAUGCGGGACCAAAUAUGAUUGAUAUUCAUUCUACAAAAGAAUUUAUCAGUGCCUUAAGUGAAGCUGGGGAUAGAUUAGUUAUUGUAGAAUUUUAUGGAACUUGGUGUGCUUCCUGCAGAGCAUUAUUUCCCAAGCUCUGCAGAACGGCGCAAGAACAUCCGGAAAUUAUAUUCCUCAAAGUAAAUUUUGAUGAGAAUAAACCUAUGUGUAAAAGUUUGAAUGUUAAGGUGCUUCCUUAUUUCCACUUCUAUCGCGGAGCUGACGGACAGCUAGAGUCCUUUUCUUGUUCACUUGCUAAGUUUCAGAAAAUAAAAGAUGCCAUUGAAAUGCACAAUACAGCUCGAUGCAGCAUCGGUCCACCCAAGGGAGUUGGAGAUCUUAAUCUCGAAUCUGUCUCUGCUCCGAAAAACGACAAGCCAACUGGUUCAAGUUAAACAUGGUGGGGCUAAACCAAUUUGUCUAUGAACACGCACCAAGUGAAAAUUCCUUUGUAAGCCAUUUACAAAUAUUUGCAAACUAACAUUUUCAUGUAAAAAGAAAAAGAAAAGUUGAUGGGAACUCAUUGUUGGGAUGCAUUCUUUGUCUUGUAAUGCAUGUAAAGUUUAAAGCUUGAAUUCUAAAUUUCGUUUCUUUAGAAAGUGGAUCAAAGAACUGUAACAUCCUGCAUGUCUGUCAUAUUAAACUCUCAAGCAAGCUCUCUACUUCAAAGGUUUAUUUGCAGAGGUACACUAAGGGCCGCCAUCACCUACAAGCUUCUGAUGGCUGGCUUCUUUCUCCGUCGAGACAACCUGUCAAAAUGCACAGCAGUAUGGAUGAAUGUAGACAUGAUUCAGUUUACUAACAAGUAUUAGAUGUCUUUUCAUUAAUCAAUGCACUGUGUAACAUUACAAUUAUUGCAAGUAAAUUUAAGUGACAACGAAGUUAAUACAA